Molecule: messenger RNA, 3246 nt
Organism: Tetrahymena thermophila SB210
Lineage: Eukaryota; Ciliophora; Oligohymenophorea; Hymenostomatida; Tetrahymenidae
Product: kelch motif protein
Exons: 7
Molecular function (GO): zinc ion binding; protein binding
Source: RefSeq, a predicted model, not a curated record
AUGGAAUGUGUAAACUGUAAUGAAGGAUUCAAUAUGAUAAAUAGAAUUCCUAGGCUUUUAACAAAUUGUGGGCAUUCUAUUUGCGAAACUUGUUUAAUGUAGUUUUGGAAUCAUUAAGAAUAUGUUUAUAUUUGCAAGGCAUGCUAAACAUCAAACAAGGCUGAGACACUCUCUUUGUUUCCUAAGAAUCUUGCAAUAUUAAGUCUCACUUAGUUUAAUACUUCUGUUAAUAAUUAAAAUUUUUACAAGAGUGCAAAUGCUAAUAAUUUUGCAUCAUAAGAUUAGUUUUAGAGGGAUUUUUCUACUCAAAGCAUUCACUCAGUAAAUCUUAGUCAUAAUCAAUCACUUUAAUAGUUUUAUUAGCCCAACUAAUCAAUUAAUUAGGUGCUACAUCACCCAAUACAAAAUAGUCAAAAUAUUGGUAGAUUUUCUUUAAAUAAUCUUACUAACGGAGUGAUUAAUAAUGGUUCUACACCAAAUUCAAAUGGGUAGCUUAAGAGCGUUUAGGUCUAAUUAAUAGCAGAAAACAUAUCUGAUUUAAAAAGAGAUAAUUCAAACAGCAAUCUGAUUAACUAAAAUACUUGUAGCAGCCAUUUUAAAUAAUUUGAGGCUUUCUGCUUAUAAGAUAAAUAAUUCCUUUGUAUAUAGUGUAUUAUCGAUGCCAACAGCACUCAUAAAAAUCAUAAAAUCGAAACUAUUGAGAAAGCCGUUCAAAUGGAAGUGCAAGAAUUAUUAAACUUUUAGAUGUUUAUUGAAAAUAAAAAGAAAGAAAAUGUUGAAAAUCUUUAAAAAAUAGAGUCCAUUAAACAAGAAAUUUUAGUGCAAGAGCAAAAAUAUGCAGGAAUUAUUGUUCAAUUUUAUAAUUAAAUAUUUUAGCUUAUAAAAGAAAGAUAAUAGACUUAUUUAGAUAAGCUCUAGUCAGAAAAGCAAUUGAAAUUGCAGUCACUUGAUGAUUUGAGAUAAAAUAUUAUUGAUUUUAUUCAAAAAAUUAAUGAUUAUACUACUGCUAAACAAAAAUUUGAUGACUAAUCAAGCUCUUUUCCAUAAAAGUAAUACUUAGUUAAGGUAAAAGAAAUACAUGCUUUGAAAGCAAAUAUUUCUCAAGGUGUAGAUUAGUUAGAAACCUUCAAGAAGAACUCUAAAUUUUUAAAUUCUUAAUAAACAUGUUUAGGGUUUGAAUUUAACAGAUAGUAAGAAAUACAAGCAAUAAAUAAAAUUAUAGAUUAAAACCAAACAUAAUAAGAAGCUAGUACGCCAAAUAAUAGUAAAGGAUUAACAAUCAGUCUCUCAAAAGAGAGAAUUCUAUAGAAUCAAAGUAAUAGCAGUGGUAGCAGUAAUGGUAAAAAAAAGAAUAACUAACAAAGUAACAGUGGAUAAAUAAAUUUAUCAAAUUCUUCUUCUUCCAAUUUAUAAAAGAAAGGUUUUUACAAUAAUGUUUCAAUAAAAAAUUAAAAAAGUCACAUGAAUGAAAGCUAUAAUAAUACAAGUUUAUAGCAUGAAAUAUCUUUAAAUAUCUAAGAAAAAGAAAAAGAUAACAUUACCCUUUAAUUGUAAUAGCCACAAUAAAGGAAACACUCCAAAACGCUUUAAGCAACAACUCUAAAUUAACUUAUUUAACCUAGUACCGCAUCAAACUAAAAUAACUUCAACCCUUAUUUAAUUAAUAACAACACAAGCACUUAAAAUAGCUAACCUUAGAACAACUAAAUAGAUUUUUCAAAAUACAAAAUAGAAAUUACAAAUAUCAAGAUGGUAAACAGGCAAGCUUCUUAGCCUAAAAAAUAGAGCUAAGCAGUAGAUAUCCCUAUGUUUAAAAAAGAAAAUAUUAACACAUUAAAUAUUAUAACAAAUCAAUAAAAUGAUAAAUAAGCUAAGGAAACACUUUAUUUAGAAAAUAGGAGCAAUAAAAACUUGCUAAGCAGCAAAAAUUCUAGCACAAACCAUAGUACUAAAAAUGUCAAUACUCUGAAAUAUAAAUCUCUUAGAAGUUAAAACCCUUAUAAUAUUUAAACCACUGCAUCUACCCUUAGUAACACGUAAGUCAACGAAAGAGGUAAUAGCAGCAGCUCCAUAGAUAAAAUGAAGGUUUUAAGAGGCUCAACUACAGAAACAGUAAAAAAUGCUGCUAGGCAUACAACCUCAGUAACUAACUAAUUUGUUUCUAAGCCCACUCCCCUCACAAAUAUUACAACUGAUGGAUAUAGCACUAAUAUUUAUAAUGAAAAAGAUCUACAGACUAAUAGGACAAUUGACAGCAACAAAAAUAUAGAUUUUGAUUCAGAAAGAAACAUAAUUGAUACUGUUAAAAUUGAUUUUAGUAGCUUAGCUAGCUAAAAAAGACAGUUCAUCUUAACUAUUGGUGGAUUUACUGAAAAGUAGUAACAUUCUUUAUGUAUGGAGAAGCUUGAUCUCUAAAAUACUUAAUGGGAACCUUUUAUAACAUAAAACAACUUUAAGUCAAGAGUUAAAUUCGGAUCAAUCAUUUACAAGUAAAAGAAAGUCAUCAUAUUUGGAGGUAAGUAAGAAGGCAAAAGGCUAGAUACCUUUGAAGAAAUAGAUACUUAAACAAAAGAAGCUAAAAUAUUCCCAGGCAUAAGACUCUCUAAGCCUAAGAGCGGCUUUGCUUUUACCCAAAUUUCAGAUGAGGAAAUUAUAGUUAUUGGAGGCAAUGAUGGACAGAAUAUCUUGAGUGAUGCAGAAAUAUAUAACUUGAAUACAAAACAGGUCAGGAAACUUUAACCUCUUUCUUUUGCAAGGGAUGAAUUGGCUGUAGCUUUAAGCAAUGACAAAAAAUAUAUAUAUGCUUUUGGAGGAUAUAGCCAGAGCUUAAAGAAUUCAUUAAAUGUUGUGGAAAAGUAUGAUAUCUAAAAAAAUAAAUGGGAAACUGUAAAGCCGAUGAAUCAAUGUAGACGUUCACUUCAAGUAGUAACUUUACCAGAUGGCUUUUAUAUAUUAGGUGGCUUUGAUGGAUAAAACUACCUAAGUAGUGUAGAAAAAUAUGAUGAUGCUAAUGAUUAAUGGAUUUAAGUUUAAAAUAUGCUAAUGCCCAGAGCUACAUUCUCAGCUCUAAAAAGUCCAGAUAACAUGGGAAUCAUAGUCUUAGGAGGCUUUAACAAUCAACCAAUUUAAUUAUGCGAAAAGUAUUCAAUAUUUAAAGGAGCAUGGGAACCUUUUCCAAGUCUUAACUAAAAAAGAUUCAUGCAUAGCUCAAUAAUAUUUGGAAACAAUAGCAGCAUGUAUUACUGA